CUCUCUCUCACUUCAUCGGGAUCAAGAAAAGUUAUUAAAAAAAAAGGAUGAGAAUGACAAGAGAUGGAAAAGAGCAUGAAUACAAGAAAGGUUUAUGGACAGUGGAAGAAGACAAGAUUCUCAUGGACUAUGUCCGAACUCACGGCCAAGGCCACUGGAACCGCAUCGCCAAGAAAACUGGGCUCAAGAGAUGUGGGAAGAGCUGCAGGUUGAGAUGGAUGAACUACUUAAGCCCUAACGUAAACAGAGGCAAUUUCACUGACCAAGAAGAAGAUCUCAUCAUCAGACUCCACAAGCUCCUCGGCAACAGAUGGUCGUUGAUAGCUAAAAGAGUUCCGGGAAGAACAGACAACCAAGUAAAGAACUAUUGGAACACUCAUCUCAGCAAGAAACUUGGUCUCGGAGACCAUUCGUCAGGGGCCAAACCGGCUCGCGACUCAGAGUCUCCACCAUCUUUGGCCCUCAUAACCACAACUUCCUCCUCUCCUCAAGAGAUGGCCGGCGAAAAAGUUUCAACUGUAAGAUUCGACACGUUAGUUGAUGAGUCUAAACUAAAACCGAAACCCAAACCGGUCCACUCAUUACCAACUGACGUAGAAGUUGCAGCCACGGUUCCUAAUCUGUUCGACACCUUUUGGGUUCUUGAAGAUGACUUCGAGCUUAGUUCACUUACUAUGAUGGAUUUUACUAAUGGGUAUUGUAUCUGAAUAUCUUAUAUGAUUAGCUUCUAAGAAGUAAUUAAUCAUCGAUUAUUAGAUUAUAAUGAAACAAGAAUAAGAAUAUGAAUACGAUCGAUUUUUUUCUUUCUAUAUUUACUCUUAGCUUUUGUACUUUUUUUUUAUUUUUGUUCUG
Capsella rubella is the source of this 852-nucleotide messenger RNA. RefSeq names its product transcription factor MYB23. The record is from RefSeq and is a predicted model, not a curated record. The coding region runs from base 48 to 707 and encodes 219 amino acids. The transcript has 3 exons. Lineage: Eukaryota; Viridiplantae; Streptophyta; Magnoliopsida; Brassicales; Brassicaceae.